Caenorhabditis elegans is the source of this 987-nucleotide messenger RNA. The record is from the annotation of a RefSeq genome assembly. NCBI's taxonomy places the organism in Eukaryota, Metazoa, Nematoda, Chromadorea, Rhabditida, Rhabditidae.
AUGAAUCGUCUGUUGGAAUAUGGUAGUGUUGAAGCUAUACCCUAUUACAACUGCUCCCAUAAAAAUUUCACGGAAUGGGAGAAGACUGGACAGAAACGACCGUAUUUUGGAUGGCCAUUGGUCGUUUUUGGGGUCCUCGUGGAGUUGUUGUACAUUCCUGUUAUCUAUAUUAUAUUUAAAACCAAACUUAUCAGACAUCCGUGCUAUAAAAUAAUUGUUCUAUUGGCUCUAAUUGAUAUGAGUGCAACUUGCUGCAGUUGUCUUUUUACCGGGUCUAUGCUGAUUAUGGGAACCGUGUUCUGCAUGUAUCCAACGUUUACUUAUGUGGCUGGAGGAAUUGCAUUAAAUACCUGGUGCAUGGCGUGUGCAGCUACCAUGUCCCUAUUUUCCAAUCGGAUAAUAAGUAUUGGCUUCAGGAAGUAUGCAGAUGUAAUCGAGAAGAAACUCGCCUAUACUUCAAUCAGUUUUGUACUUUUCUAUGGAUUCUACAUCUGUUGGUUUUCACCUACAAUUGUGUUCAAUUCAGUAUUUAUGGCAUGGAUUCCUGAUCCAUUAUCUGAGGAAGUACCCAGUAAAGAGGCAGCUGCAUACGAAAACCCCAUUCAUGUGUGGAAUAAUUGGGUUUUUGUGACAUGUAUGCUCAUUUUAUUCUCUGUGUAUUUUGCAAUGGUAAAACGUCUGGCAAAGGGACAGAACUCAAAGGCUUCCAGAUCGAUUUUCAUUCAAUGCUCAAUAAUUUGCUUCUUCAACACCGGAGCUGCUAUUGUCUGCAAUGCUGUGGCAAUCGUAACCCCUUCCGAUUGGAUUAUUGUAUUCGGACAAAUAUGCUGUAUUGUCACUCCGGCUCCAUGGAUUCUGGCUUUUGGCCAAAUAUGUUGGACAUGUAAUCAUGCAUGUCCGGCUAUAAUGUAUGUCACAUUGAAUGAAACUAUCCGUAGGAAAUUCUUGAAACUCAUGUUUGGAGCAAGAUAUUCGCAAGUAAUUUGA